UACCAGUCACUUGGGCUCAGGACCUUCUAAGGGGAUGUCUGGUUCGCUUGUCCGCUGCUUCUCCGAUGCCCUGGACGGGCUGAGCUCUGCGCAGCUCCGGCGCUUCCGCAGCGGGCUGGCGGAGGGAGGGAGCGGGGGAGGGAGCGCUCCGGGCUGGGAUCCGGUGCCUCUGGGGCGGGUAGAGGCGGCGAGCGACCCGCAGGACCUGGCCCGGCUUAUCCUCAGCUUCUAUCCCGAGAGAGAAGCAGUCAAAAUCGUCCUGGAAUUGCUGGAGGGGAUACCCGAGAGGAGAGGGGCCGAACGGCUACGAGCGAAGGUCGCAGCGCUGCUGCCUGGAGAUGAGGUUCAGUCGGUCGCCAAGGGAGCAAGUGGAACUGAAAAGGUUCAGUCGGUCGCAAGGGGAGCAAGUGGAACUGAAGUGCACCCGUUAGACCAGUACCACCGUGCGAUUAUUAGCCGUUUCCAUUCUGCGCUGGCCGUGAUGGACGGCCUCCUGUCGGACGGCACACUGACAGGGGAGCAGUACGAGGAGGUCCGCUCCGCUGCCACGCGGGCUGAACGGAACCGGGCGCUGCUGGGCAUCGUCGGCUCCAAGGGGCGGCGCGCCAAGGACCGGCUCUGGCGGGAGAUGCAGCUGGAGGACGAGGCGUUCACCCUUGGUCUCGCCGACCAGUGACCACAAUCGCCAACCAAUGACCCAUCUCGCGGCCACCAUGGAACGCCAACAAGCCACCUCAACACCAAUAAGCAAAAACUCAACACCAACUUUCCAUUAGUCAUGAAGGCUUGACAUCGUACAUAGAGUGAUACAACGUGGAAACAGGCCCUUCCUUGGGCCCAACUUGCCCACACCGGCUAACAUGCCCCAACUACACUCAUCUCACAUGCCCGCGUUUGGCCCAUAUCCCUCCAAACCCGUCCCAUCCAUGUACCUGUCCAAUUGUCUCUUAAAAGUUGCCUCAACUACCUCCUACGACAGCUCGUUUCAUACACCCACCUGUGUGGAAAAGUUGCCCCUCAAGUUCCUAUUAAAUCUUUACCCCUUCACCUUAAACCUACAUCCUCUGGUCCUCGACUCCCCAACUCUGGGCAAGAGACUCUGUGCAUCUGCCCGAUCUAUUCCCCUUGUGAUGUUGUACACUUCUAUAAGAUCACCCCUCAUCCUCCUGCGCUCCAAGGAAUAUAGUCUCAACCUGCCCCAACCUCUCCCUGGAGCUCAGGCCCCUCGGGUCCUGGCAACAUCCUUGUAAAUCUUUGCCGCCUUUCCAGCUUGGCAACAUUAAAAGUAGAAACAGACAAUAGUCGCAGGAGUAGGCCUUUCAAGCCAGCAUCGCCAUUCAAUAUGAUCAUGGCUGAUCAUCCAGAAUCAGUACCCCAUUCCUGUUUUCUCCCCAUAUUCCUUGAUUCCUUUGGCCCUUAGAGCUAAAUCUAACUCACUCUUGAAAACAUCCAGUGAAUUGGCCUCCACUGCCUUCUGUGGCAGAGAAUCCCACAGAUUCACAACUCUCUGGGUGGAAAAGUUUCUCCUCAUCUCAGUCCUAAAUGGCCUACCCCUUAUUCUUAAAUUGGGAGUGGCCCCUGGAACUCGACUCCCCAACAUAGGGAACAUUUUUCCUGCGCGUGUCCAAUCCCUUGAGAAUUUUAAAAGUUUCCCUCUAAUCUGAGUCAUUCGUAACUUUCACUGCAUGUCAUGUUGUUACUUGUGGGCGGAGCACCAAGGCAAAUUCCUUGUAUGUGAAUACUGGGCCAAUAAGCUUACUUACUAAUCCUUCUAAAUUCCACUGUAUACAAGUCCAGUCGCUCCAGUCUUUUAAUAUAUGACAGUCCCGCCAUCCCAGGAAUUAACCGGGUGAACCUACGCUGCACUCCCUCAAUAGCAAGAAUGUUGUUCCUCAAAUUAGGAGACCAAAAGUGCACACAAUACUCCAGGUAUGGUCUCACUAGGGUCCUGUACAACUGCAGUAGAAGAAUACUCAUCUCUUGUUAUGAAGGCCAACAUGCCAUUAGCUUUCUUCACUGCCUGGUGUACCUGCAUGCUUACUUUCAGUGAAUGAUGUACAAGGAAACCCAGGUCUCGUUGUGCUUCCCCUUCUCCUAAUCUGACACCAUUCAGAGUCUGAAGAAGGGUGUCGGCCCAAAACAUCACCCAUUCAUUCCCUCCAGAGAUGCUGCCUGUUCCGUUGAGUUACUCCAGCUUUUUGUGUGUACCUUUGGUUUAAACUAGCUUCCGCAUUUCCUUCCUCGCCAUUCAGAUUACAAUCCACCUUUUUCUUCUUGCCAACAAAGUGGAUAACCUGACAUUUAUCCAUAUUAAACUGCAUCUGCCAUGCAUCUGCCCACUUACCCAACCCAUCCAAGUUACCCUGUAGCCUCAUAGCAUCCUCAUCGCAGCUCACACUGCUGCCAAGCUUUGGUCAUCCGCAAACUUGGAGAUGUUUUUAGAUGUUUCUACCCUCAACUUCAUCUCAUCCUUCUAAAUUCCUGUGAAUACAAAGCCCAUUCUUUCAUCAUACAGUGCCUUCAGAAAGUAUUCAGACCUUCACUUUUUCCACAUGUUGUUACGUUACAGCCUUAUUCUAAAAUGGAUUUAAUUCAUUUUUUUAAAUCAUCAAUUUACACACAAUACCCAAUAAUAAAAAGCGAAAAAGGUGUUUAGAAAUGUUUGCAAAGUAAUUAAAAAGAAAUAACUGAAAUAUCACAUUUUCAUAAGUAUUCAGACCCUUUACUCAGUACUUUGUUGAGGGACCUUUGGCAAUGAUUACAGCCUCAAGUCUUCUUGGGUAUGAUGCUACAAGCUUGCCGCACCUGCAUUUGGGUAAUUUCUCCCAUUCUUCUCUGCAGAUCCUCUCAAGCUCUGUCAGGUUGGAUGGGGAGCGUCGAUGCACAGCUAUUUUCAUGUCCUUCCAGAUAUGUUCGAUCGAGUUCAAGUUCCGGCUCUGGCUGGGCCACUCAAGGACAUUCACAGACUUGUCACAAAGCCACUCCUGCAUUGUCUUGGCUGUGGGCUUAGGGUCAUUGUCCUGUUGGAAGAUGAACCUCCGCCCAAGUCUGAGGUCCAGUACGCUCUGGAGCAGCUUUUCAUCAAGGGUCUCUCUGUACUUUGCUCCAUUCAUCUUUUCCUCGAUCCUGACUUGUCUCCCAGUUCCUGCCACUGUAAAACAUCCCCACAGCCAUGCUUCACCGUAGGUAUGGUAUUGACCAGGUGAUGAGCAGUGCCUGGUUUCCUCCAGACGUGACACUUGGCAUUCAGGCCAAAGAGUUCAAUCUUGGUUUCAUUAGACCAGAGAAUCUUGUUUCUCAUGCCUGUUUGCAAACUCCAAGCGGGCUGUCAUGUGCCUUUGACUGAGGAGUGGCUUCCGUCUGGCCACUCUACCAUAAAGGCCUGAUUGGUGGAGUGCUGCAGAUAUAGUUGUCCUUCUGGAAGGUGCUCCCAUCUCCACAGAAGAAUUCUGGAACUCUGUCAGAGUGACCAUCGGGUUCUUGUUCACCUCCCUGACCAAGGCCCUUCUCCUCCGAUUGCUCAGUUUAGCCGGGUGGCCAGCUCUAUGAAGAGUCCUGGUGGUUCUAAAGUUCUUCCAUUUAAGAAUGACGGAGGCCACUGUGCUCUUCGGGACCUGCAAUGUUGCAGAGAUUGUUUUUUACCCUUCCCUGGAUCUGUGUCUCGACAUAAUUCUGUCUCGGAGGUCAACAGACAAUUCCUUCAUCUUCAUGGCUUGGUUUUUGCUCGGACAUGCACUGGCAACUGUGGGACCUUAUAUAGACAGGUGUGUGCCUUUCUGAAUAAUGUCCAAUCAAUUUAAUUUACCACGGGUGGACUCCAAUCAAUUUGUAGAAACAUCUCAAGGAUAAUCAAUGGAAACAGGAUGCACCGAAGCUCAAUUUUGAGUGUCAUAGUGACGGGUCUGAUUACUUAUGUAAAUGUGAUAUUUCACUUAUUUCUUUUACAUAAGUAUUCAGACCCUCUACUUAGUACUUUGUUGAGACACCUUUGGCAGCUAUUUCUAAACACCCGCAAAAAUGUCUAAACACCUGUUUUGUGCUUCUUUCUGGGGUAUUGUGUGUAGAUUGAUGAUAAAUAAAAUGAAUGCAUUUUAAAAUGAGGCUGUAACGCAACAAAACGUGGAAAAAGUGAAGGGGUGUGAAUACUUUCUGAAUGCACUGUAACUCAGGUAUCUGCCACUAUAUAACCAAAUAACAAUUACAGCACGGAAACAGGCCAACUCGGCCCUUCUAGUCCAUACCGAACACUUAUUCUCCCCUAGUCCCAUCUACCUGCACUCAGACCAUAACCCUCCGUUCCUUUCCCAUCCAUAUACCUAUCCAAUUUAUUUUUAAAUGAUAAAAUCGAACCUGCCUCCACCACUUCCACUGGAAGCUCAUUCCACACCGCUACCACUCUCUGAGUAAAACAGUUUCCCAUCUUGUUACCCCUAAACUUCUGUCCCUUAAUUCUCAAGUCAUGUCCUCUUGUUUGAAUCUUCCCUACUCUCAAUGGGAAAAGCUUAUCCAUGUCAACUCUGUCUGUCCCUCUCAUCAUUUUAAAGACCUCUAUGAAGUCUCCCCUUAACCUUCUGCGCUGCAAAUAAUAAAGACCUAAUUUGUUCAACCUUUCUCUGUAACUUAGUUGCUGAAACCCAGGCAAAAUUCUAGUAAAUCUCCUCUGUACUCUCUAUUUUGUUGCAUCCUUCCUAUAAUUAGGCGACCAAAACUGUACACCAUACUCCAGAAUUGGCCUCACCAAUGCCUUGUACAAUUUUAACAUUACAUCCCAACUUCUAUACUCAAUGCUCUGAUUUAUAAAGGCCAGCACACUAAAAGCUUUCUUUACCACCCUAUCUACUUGAGAUUCCACCUUCAGGGAACUGUGAACAGUUAUUCCUAGAUCCCUCUGUUCAACUGCAUUUCUCAAUUCACUACCAUUUACCAUGUACGUCCUAUUUUGAUUUGUCCUGCCAAGAUGUAGCACCUCACACUUAUCAGCAUUAAACUCCAUCUGCCAUCUUUCAGCCCACUCUUCCAAAUGGCCUAAAUCUCUCUGUAGACUUUGAAAUAUACUUAAUUAUCCACAACACCACCUAUCUUAGUAUCAUCUGCAUACUUACUAAUCCAAUUUACCACACCCACAUUCAGAUCAUUGAUGUACAUGACAAACAACAGUGGACCCAACACAGAUCCCUGAUGCACCCCACUAGUCACCGGCCUCCAACCUGACAAACAGUCAUCCACCAUGACUCUGGCAUCUCCCAUUCAGCCACUGUUGAAUCCAUCUUGCUACUCCACCAUUAAUACCCAACAAUUGAACCUUCUUAACCAACCUUCCAUGAGGAACCUUGUCAAAGGCCUUACUGAAGUCCAUAUAUACAACAUCCACUGCUUUACCCUCGUCAAUUUCCCGAGUAACCUCUUCAAAAAAUUACAGAACUAUUCCAUCUCGCUUAAGUCAAUCUUGUGGACUGUUCCUAGAUAUGAAAUGCUUCCAAUCCCAGACAAAUCCCACUGCCUGCAAAUCUGUGAAGUUGGCAAGGUGAUGAUUGUAAUAAAAUGUUAAUAAUAAAAGAUUUCUAUCAAUC
Leucoraja erinaceus (little skate) is the source of this 5570-nucleotide messenger RNA. RefSeq lists its product as uncharacterized. NCBI's taxonomy places the organism in Eukaryota, Metazoa, Chordata, Chondrichthyes, Rajiformes, Rajidae. Gene Ontology annotation, biological process: regulation of apoptotic process. The record is from RefSeq and is a predicted model, not a curated record. The transcript has 4 exons. Bases 35 to 676 code for a protein of 213 amino acids.